ACAGCAGUGAGGAGAGACGCUGAUAGAGGAGCACAAACUCGAGUAAAAGGGGGUUGAACCGAGGACGUGUGGUUUCUUGGAAAAGUGGCAUCUGUGUGAGGAAGGCGAUUCUUGUGCUGGUCAUCAGUCGCUCUGGACUUCAUACAACCACCGACUCUGUCGCUCUGUUAAUCGGGAUUCUUACCUGCUCACCAAGUUCCUAAAACCAUGAGGACAAACGUAUGGAUUUACCACGCUCUGGUGUGUGUUGUGGUCACUAUAUUGGACACAGGUUCCUGUAGAAGGACUCAUCAGUCAUUACAGAGGUAUGAGAAGACUGAGAACCACAUGCUGGUUUGCACAGACUGUCCUCAGCCCCCUUUGAUACGAAGCAGCCGAUCGCAGGAGCACUGCGCCCGCAAGUGCAAGAAGGUCAAGAAAAACUUCAACUGCAGGGCUUUCAACUUUCAGAGGCACAACAGGAAAUGCCACUUGCUUCCCUUUGACCGUUUUACCCACGGUGUGAAGAAAGAGGCCAACGUCAACUUCACUUUGUAUGAAAAAAAAGAUUAUAUAAGGGAGUGUAUCGUCGGCACCAAGGACAACUACAGAGGGAGGAGGUCUUGGACAAAGUCAAACAUCACUUGCCAAGCUUGGUCAGAUAAUAACAUCAAUGAACACACGUUUUAUCCUGAUAGGUACCCAAUGCAAGACCUGAGGGAGAACUUCUGUCGGAAUCCCAACAACGAUCCUGGUGGUCCUUGGUGCUACACCACUGACCCCAACGUACGAGCUGAGGAGUGUGGAUUACCACAGUGCUCAGAGGAAGUCUGUAUGUUGUGUAAUGGGGAGGAUUACCAGGGCAAAAUGGACCAUACAGAGAGCGGCAAGGAGUGCCAGCGAUGGGACUCAGCGAGGCCUCACAAACACAACUUCCAGCCCAAAAAGUAUCGGGACAAAGAUUUAAAAGACAACUACUGUCGUAACCCAGAUAAUCGACUCCGUCCCUGGUGCUACACCAUGGAUCCCAAAACUCCGUGGGAGUACUGCAACAUCACUGUGUGUGAGUCGGAGUCCAGUGAGGACACAGAUGUCAAUGUAACAACAUCCUGUGUCCAGGGAAGGGGCACAGAUUACAGAGGCACAAUGAAUGUCACUCCUGAGGGUGUGACAUGUCAGCGCUGGGACUCUCAGUUCCCCCAUAACCACUCAUUUCUUCCUCAGAACUUCAAAUGCAAUUUGUGUGUGUGUUACAGAGACCUCAGAGAGAACUACUGCCGUAACCCUGACGGUGCAGAUUACCCAUGGUGCUUCACUACAGACCCUAAUCAGAGGACAGCCAACUGCACCCACAUCCCCAGGUGUGAUGCUGAGGCCACACAGAAAAUAGAGUGUUACAAAGACAACGGAGAGACAUACCGGGGCAGUUUAUCAAUAACUCGUUCUGGGAUUCCCUGUGCAGACUGGUCACAUCACAUAAACAGUGGGGAUUCUCACUCUACAGUAUCCCAUGUAGGGCUGGAGAAGAACUACUGCCGGAACCCAGACCGGGACAAACAUGGCCCCUGGUGUUACACCAAUCCAAACAACCGCUUGGCCUGGGACUACUGCAAACUGAAACACUGUGAAUCAGCUACAGUGGCUCCUCAACCAAACACUGUAACCAGACCCAAGAUAUCAUGCUUCGUGCAUAUAAACACCAGAAUAGUUGGAGGACAUCAAGUGCGUGGUACAGAUGGCAGCUGGGUUGUAAGCAUCCAAAGAGAGAAGGCUCAUUUGUGUGGUGGCUCUUUGAUCAGAGAAGACUGGGUUUUGACAGACCAACAGUGCUUCACCUCCUGUGUUCCAGACCUCAGGGAUUACAGUGUGCAGGUCGGUCUGCGCCACCUCAAUGAGUCCUCAAGCCACCCGAGACUGCACAUCUCUCGUCUGAUUUGUGGCCCAGAAGGAUCCAACCUGGUUAUGCUGAAACUAGCAGAUCCUGCUCCUGUGUCUGAGGGUGCCUCCACUAUUCAUCUACCAGUGACAGACUGUCACAUCACCGAAGGCACCAACUGCACCAUGUAUGGAUGGGGGGAAACCAAAAAUACAGGAUAUGAUGAGGCGUUGAACACUGUGACCAUGCCUAUGGUCGACAAUGACAUGUGUUCACAAAUCAAAGGGGAUGCCGGGGAAAGCAGAAUAUGUGCUGGCGGCAAGAGAGGAGAGGGUGUGUGUGAUAAAGACAAUGGUGGUCCAUUGGUCUGUCAGGAACAUGAGCGCAAAGUAAUCAUCGGUGUGAGCAUCCAAAGGACAAAAUGUGCCUCAUCGCAGCCUGCACUUUUUGUUAAUGUUGCUUUCUACUCAGAGUGGAUAUAUAAGGUGUUCAAACUUUACCCCAGUUUGGAGAGGAACUAAAAAAAAAUGUGGUGUGAAAAUCAGCUCCGUACAGGACUGUACCACAGCCUGUGAGAGGAGGGGCAGCUUUGGGCCAGAAAAUUCCAAGACUUCUCCAGCAUGGAUCACGGGGGAGAAAUUCAGAAAAUCACCUUGCGGAAAGUGGCCAUUUUGGGAUUUUGUGGCUGAAUUUGUCAUUUUGCGGAGAGGACAGAGAUGAGUGAUUGAAGACUGGAUGUAAUGAAAUGGAAUCUCAUCCAUUCUUCUACUUUGCGAAUGAAGAUGUGCAGGUUGUUAGCCUUAAUAUGAUUUUUACAACCAAAGUCUCGGGCACAUGGACGGCAUACUAAGUGUAUUUUGACAUGUUCAGAGUUUCUGAAGCCAUGCAAACAAAGACAAUGAGAAUGACACCUGUGACUCAGUAUUAUCUCCUGGAAUAUACUUGAAUAUGGACAGAACCCAGAUCCCCAUUGGAUACCACUCAAGGUAGCCUUCUGUGACUGGGAUUUCUCUCUUUUUUUCCCUAAUGUGUUGAGCUGGACUGCAAAACAUGUCUUUUUACCUCCAACACAAGUGAUGUGGAUGAACAGAAAUGGUGUUCAGUAACGUCUACAAAUAUACCAGUUUGGUCAUAAGUUUUAGGAUACCUACAAAUAUCACAGAAACUAAAAAAUAUCCAACAAGUAAAUGUGGUUAUACCAAAAAGGAAGAAAAUUAGAACAUUAGAAAGUCAUUAUAAAUGCAGUAUUAGUCUGUAAAUCCAAACCCGUAAGUCCAGCAAAGGUUAAAAGUUGACUUCAGAUAUAUGAGUAGUCAAGCAUAUAGAAUACACUAUUGCUGCUUGAAAAGUUAAAUGCAGCAGUCUUGGCAAACCAUUCAGUGCUAAUUGUGUGCAGUAGCUGGACUACCUUUUCCCCAGUUAGCUGUAACUGUUAGUUUCCCCCGUGAGAGGGUCUAAGUAGGACUGAGCGAACUGCUCAAAAUCUUAUGCUAAUAUUUGAGGCAUGAGAGAGAGAAGAGCCAUGCCAAAUAUAACAUGGUUAUUUGGUCUCCAGUUUGGAGGGAACUGUGGCCCCUGGCGGGCUGUGUGUGGUCAGUAGGAUAUUUUAUACUUUUUUUUUAAUUUCAUGGAAAGUGACUCCGUAUGUACAUAACUGCAGAUUUAUUGAGAAUGUUUCUGCCGUGCUGUAAGAUUUUAUAGGUCUUAUAGAUCUGGAAUAUUUUUGGUUCACUUAGUAACAUCAGAAUGGCUUCUUCCUGCCUCUGAUUAUGUUUAAUAUUUAAAGAAACCAGUAGCUUGUAAGCAGUAUUUAGGUAUAUUUAUUUUUUUAAUUAGCAGAAGACAUUGCAGAUAAAUCCAAAUUUUGGUAUGAAACUUGUUUUUUGUUUCUUUUAUUCUGAGAGUAAUUAAAGACCACAUAAUGACUGGGUGCAUGUUUGACUCCCAGGUUAAAGCCACAGAAACAUAAAACAGCAUGCCCUGGACAGUCUGUGUUAUACAUCAAACUUAACUUUGUUUGUGUUUUUCUGCCCAAGGGUAAAAUUAUUUGAGCUAAAAUAAAACCAUCAAUAAGGAACAAACCACUACAGAUGUUAUGAAAUCAUUGGCUUGCUGUCGGCCACUUUUGAUCAAGUAAAUGAGCAUUGGUCUAUUAUUAAUAUGACUGAUGUUUCUUUAAAGGUGCUAUAUGUAGGUUUUUGCUAUCCCUACAUAGCCAUUGUUAGCAUUUACGCCUAUAUACUUAUCACUCCAGAUGAAAUGCUGCAAGAACAGCAUCAAACUUCUUGCGCCUAGUCACCAAGAGCUGUCUCCAGCAGUCAAAACCAACACCAAUGUUACCUGUUGUUUUGCUGCUCUUUCUAUCACUUUUCUUCUGCUGAAGUUAGCCAACCAGCUAGCCCUGGUAAUACCACCUUGCAAUAGUAAGUCACUGUAAUGUCCAGUUUGCCCUCAGCCCAACAUGAGAGGAUGGAGAGGCAGACUUACCCAGAGGGCUUAUUCUGACCUCCUGUCAUGUAAAUGUAAUGAUGGCUGAAGUCAACAGGUGUUGAUGCUAACACUGGCUAUAUAGUGAUAGCAAAUACUUACAUAUAGUAACUUUAAAGUCAGAUCAACACUUUCUGAUUAGGGAUAAGCUGUAGUGAGAUUCUCUGUUUACCAGAACGUUUGACUAGUCAAAACUUGAUUAUAGCCUUAAAUGCCCUAAAUGAUGCUCCAGUGUCCCAUUCAAUGACAGUUGUUAAUAGAGAAUUUAAGUGUGAAAUUCUAGUCUCAGCUCUAGGAUAACAAGAUGGUACAACCAAAUUCAGGAAUCUUCUAAUUGCAUUGCACAAGUUACAGCCAAGGCUGAAGUCUGUGAAGCAGUAAUUUAAAAGGAUGCAUCAUUAAAAGUGACUGAUUAAAUAGGUGAAACCAAAUACCAAAUAUUCUCACUUAUGUGGCAGAUCAUAUAACUGUGUUGUAAAUUGAUCAGUUCUCAUCAAUCUCAGUCAACCACACUCUUAUGGAGUUGUAACUGUUAUUUAAUUUACCUUUAUGUAAAUAGCCUUGUGCCUUCUGUAAAUUACAGUUUGUAAUUUUUGUAAAUAUCAUACUUAAGUAUUUUUACUUCAUGAUCAUUCUGUUUAUAUGUUUGUAUAAUGUAAACUAAAUAUAACAGCUGCUAUUUUGUGUUAGUGAAUCGUUUUAUAUCUAUGACCUUUUCUUUUUUAGCCUUUGUAUUAUUCCUAUUUUAAUAAACAACUUGACAUCA
Lates calcarifer (barramundi perch) is the source of this 5108-nucleotide messenger RNA. RefSeq names its product hepatocyte growth factor a (gene hgfa). The record is from RefSeq and is a predicted model, not a curated record. Gene Ontology annotation, molecular function: serine-type endopeptidase activity. The transcript has 18 exons. Gene Ontology annotation, biological process: proteolysis. Lineage: Eukaryota; Metazoa; Chordata; Actinopteri; Centropomidae. The coding region runs from base 208 to 2376 and encodes 722 amino acids.